Molecule: messenger RNA, 1447 nt
Organism: Eucalyptus grandis
Lineage: Eukaryota; Viridiplantae; Streptophyta; Magnoliopsida; Myrtales; Myrtaceae
Product: 5-formyltetrahydrofolate cyclo-ligase-like protein COG0212
Exons: 6
Coding region: 27-1157 (376 amino acids)
Cellular component (GO): cytoplasm
Source: RefSeq, a predicted model, not a curated record
CCACCAUCGGAUAAACAACCUGUCGAAUGUCCAUGGAUUCAAGCGUCAUCCGAUUGUCUUCCCCAUUCAGAAUCACGCAGUCCUCUCUGCGCGCGGCGAAUCGAACCACCCGCCGCAACCCGCUCUCCCUCUCGUUCUCGUCGCCGCCGUCGACGACUUCCGCCGCCGCCGCCGCUCGGAGUCAUUCCGACAAGAAGCCGCCGAGGCCGGAAGUCGGCGCCGGCGCCAGGAGGGGAGCGGCCUUCGACGAAGCCGCCUACGAGGCCGAGCGGCUCCGCCUCGACGCCGAGGCCCGGGAGUCGAUGGCGGAGGCGUCGGAGCGCGAAGGAUCCGAGGACCCGAAGGCGUGGAAGUGGGCGAUCCGGAAGAGGGUGUGGGAUUUCAUGGAGGCGCGCGACGUGGCCCAGAACCCCCGGCCCGUCCACCACCGCAUCCCCAACUUCGUCGGCGCUUCAGCCGCCGCUGGCAAGUUAAGCGAGUUGGAAAUUUUUCAAGUUGCAGAGUGUGUGAAGGUUAACCCGGAUUCACCCCAGAAGCAAGUCAGGUUCCUCACUCUCUCUGAUGGGAAGAAGUUGCUAACGCCUCAACCCCGUUUGAGAACGGGUUUCUUCUCUGUUCUUCAGUCCUCUAUGUUGGCCCCUCAUACCAUCAAUGAGGCUUGUACCUCUGCUGGGGCUGCCAAGUACGGAAGGCCAAUCAGAUUGGAUGAGAAGAUAAAGGUGGAUCUGAUUGUGAUUGGUUCUGUUGCAGUUGACCCUAAGACCGGUGCUCGGCUUGGGAAGGGUGAGGGGUUUGCAGAACUCGAGUAUGGCAUGCUACGAUAUAUGGGAGCUAUUGAUGACUCGACACCAGUUGUCACCUCUGUGCAUGACUGUCAAUUGGUGGAUGACAUUCCAGUGGAGAAAUUGUUAAUCCAUGAUGUGCCUGUGGAUGUGAUAUGCACUCCCACGCAGGUCAUUUUCACCAACACUUCCAUUCCCAAGCCCCAAGGAAUCUACUGGGAUAAACUCUCUCCUGAGAAGCUGGGUCAAAUUCGUAUUCUGAGGGAGCUCAAGCGCAGAAUUGAGCAGGAAACUGGACAACAGCUUCCUUGUGGUCCAUCAGAGAAAUUACCCCCAACAGCUCAACAGGGCCGCUCUAAUUCUCAAGUUAAAUAGGACCAAUCAGCAAUGAAGAAGAGUAGGAUUUGUUAAAUUUGUGUACAUACGGAUUCGAGCUAGAAGAUGGUUGUCACAUCAGCUCGCUAACAUUACAUUUUACUUUGCCUUGCCUUUGAAUCGGUGUCGGCAUCUCUCUUCUCUCUCUCAAAUGAUUAUUAGCUCUGUGUGCCACCGUGAAUGAAAAGGGAAGCAAGUAGGUUUCAUUUGAAGAUCUGAGAGGCAGGUUGUUAUUGAGCUAUGUUUCGAUGUUUGACUACUCACAGCUAUCAGAAGUGGUGAUGCAUGAA